Messenger RNA from Liolophura sinensis, 2261 nucleotides. RefSeq names its product galanin receptor 2a-like. Gene Ontology annotation, cellular component: plasma membrane. The record is from RefSeq and is a predicted model, not a curated record. Gene Ontology annotation, molecular function: G protein-coupled receptor activity. The coding region runs from base 34 to 912 and encodes 292 amino acids. Gene Ontology annotation, biological process: G protein-coupled receptor signaling pathway. Lineage: Eukaryota; Metazoa; Mollusca; Polyplacophora; Chitonida; Chitonidae. The transcript has a single exon.
UACACCGUUCAAAGCUGGCCUUUCGGUGACUUCAUGUGUCGCUCAGUGCAUUUUCUUCAGUAUUCUAGCAUGAUAGCUAGUGUGCUGACUCUGGUAGCCAUGUCUGUGGACCGGUUCAUGGCUGUGUCCUUCCCUAUCCACACCAAAUUGGCCCGGAAUGUAGCGCCUGCGUUAAGUGUCUGUGCCAUCAUUUGGAUCAUCUCGUUGGCCAUGGCCAGUCCAUGGCCUAUCUUCUAUACCGUGAGGAUUUACACACAGUACGGACCGGAACCUAUACACAUAUGUGCUGAUGACUGGGGACACAGACGCAGUCAUCGACCUAUAUAUUUUCUUGUUCUGUUUUUUCUUGGAUACGCUAUUCCAUUGGUUGCUAUAUUUUUAUUUAGCACCAUGACCGUCUUUAAUCUCUGGGCGACGAAAGCCCCCGAUAGAACCAAUGUGAGUCAAGCCACAAAGAAUAAACGAAAAGCCACCCGUUUGGUGAUAGUGCUUGUAGCUGUGUUUGGCAUAUCUUGGUUGCCAUUUCACGUAACUUGGCUUUGGGCGAAUUACUUUCCUAGAUCUUUCUUGAAUACCUAUACCUUUUACUACUUAAGAGUUUUCUCCUUCGUACUUUCGUACACAAACUCGAUGGUAAACCCAUUUAUAUACGCAUUUUUCUCUCAAAACUUUCAACGCGCUUUCCGGAAGGCUAUUAAGUGUUGCGAAGCGAAGAGAAGAAAACGAGGUGAAGGAGGAAUGAAUAUGUCAGAGUAUGGACGCAGUUCAAUGAACGACGACCACGUCUGCCUCCAUUCUAUGAGUCACUUAGAGGAAACCGAAGUGGAUCACAUGAUUAUGGAAUACAAUAGCAGUCACAGAUACCACACUGCUCGCGCAAAAUUGCCGCACGUUAAAAGUCGAUUCCAUUGAUUCUUUGCCAGUCGUUUUGGAUAAAGGGCACGUCAUGGGGUACUGAUAUAAAUGAAUUUCUGACUAGCCACGUCCUUCCAAGUUGGCAACUUUCCAGACCAUUUUGGCUUAUUAAUUAAAACAUUUUCACAGCUAAGUGCCUACGUGAAAUACCUUUCACAUCCGUACUAUUCCUCACCAAACGUUUUUGUCGAUGGAAGUAAUGUUCACUGGCUUCCCACCAAAGGAGCACUCCUCAGUGUUUGUGCAGCUUGCCAUCGGUGUAAAAUCCUGCAGAAGCGGUCUUGCUCACGUUAUAGCCUAUUGUGUGAUCACAGUCGAUAUGUUUGUUUGAGUAAAUUCUGUUUUAUAUCCAGCCAGGCGAGCAAUUGCUUCGUUUUGCCGAAGUCAUUCAUUCCUUGCUGGGUAAUCACUUGGUCGCCAAUAUUUAUCGAUGUACUUACACUCAAGGGUUUGCAGUUAAUCGCUACCGGACAGUGAGUUGACCUGAGAUCAGUACCAUUCAGCGGAAGUACACAUGGUUUCAGCUGUAAUAAAAAUGGUCAGCUCGGUUCAUUUGUGGAAAAUAUCAGAAGGUCUAAGGGCGAAAUCAGUCAACAUUUUCCUCGUAGCGCUCCAACUUACUGUAGUAUGAUAGCCUUGGAUCCAUGAAUAUCCAACAAACACGUAAACAUAUACAGACUCUUUCAGAUAAUUGAUAAAUGUGCUUCCAAGUCUAAUCGAUGAAGCCAUUUUGAUUAGGUACUUUUUUCAGACUUUAAAUUAAAUAAUUUGUUAAGAUUUAUCACGUGUAUGAGGUAAAUCCAUAGUAUUUAUGCAUUUCUCUGAAACGUUAAUUGUGAUUUUUAGCAGCAAUGUUGGAAAGCAACAUAUGAAAUCAAGAUUUUUUUUCAAGAGGGUGGUGAUGUUUCUAGGUGCGUUUUAUAAAUAUGAGAGAUGGAUUAAAGAUGAUAUACAAAACCACCACUGCUCAUUUUGACACUUUUUCACAUUUUUCAACCUUCCUAACUUGUCAUACCGAUAAGACUUCUAUUUGUAUAAAUCCCUGUGAUAUAAAUUACCAUUAUAAUGUGUUGUAAUGCAUAUUGCUGAGAAUAAAGUUCUGCUCUUUCAGAUAUUUACGAAUGAACUUCAGGGGUAAAUUUGAAAAUUUUGUGCGUACAUUCUUCCAUAACACAUGAAGAAAAUGAGCAGACUUUAGUCAGUUGCAAAUGGUAAGUCUUUCACUGCAAAAUGUUCCUGUUGAGAUAUACUAACUGAAAAAUGCAUGCAAAACCAUGGCAGUAUAUUCUAAAUUGACCAUGUGUUAUUUCAACGCAUUAAUAUUGUUUUCUUUGCCUUGAGAUAUU